AUGGGCCCCCGUACCGCCUCCUCAUGCUGCUGCCAGGCCCGUAAUCUGCCAUGGGCCCCCGUACCGCCUCCUCAUGCUGCUGCCAGGCCCGUAAUCUGUCAUGGGCCCCUGUACCGCCUCCUCAUGCUGCUGCCAGGUCCAGAGUGUCUCAUGGGUCCCUGUACGGCCUCCCAUUGCUGCUGUCUCCAUCGCCACACUGUGCCAUGUGCCACUUUCAGGUCUCCUCACACUCCUGCUGGUGGGUUCCAUUUUGUCAUAGGGUGCUGUAUGGCCUCCCAUUGCUGCUGCCUCCACCGCCACACUGUGGCUCCACACUCUGGUUUUGGCCCCGUGACUGCCCAAAUGAGUGAAGUGUGCGGUGAUUCUAAGAUCGACGGCACUCAUCUGCAUGUCAUACUGACUGACAGUAUUAUUUCUCUUCCCCAGCAGACUCCAAGGGCAUUUAAAUUAAAGGUACAGUGUUCUGCACUAAUAUAA
This is a messenger RNA of Staurois parvus, 477 nucleotides long. NCBI's taxonomy places the organism in Eukaryota, Metazoa, Chordata, Amphibia, Anura, Ranidae. The record is from the annotation of a GenBank genome assembly.